AUGUCCCCUACAUCAGAACCAAAAUAUACCCUCCACCCCGCGCACCCCUCCCACUCCCCCACCCUAGCAGAAACAAUGAUCCUCUCUCGCCUCACAGACCCGCACUGGGCCUUCCUCUUCUUGCCCUCCACCACCCCUGCAACUAUCAUCUCCUCCACUACUUCUCGUCUUCCUCAUACGCUGAGUACAUCUCGGGAUGUCAGACGACAUGAAGUCGUCCUUACCACCACCGCUGACAUACAAUCCACCCCCGGAAACGAGAAUGAGGACCAUGAUGGUAGAGAGAGGGUAGUAGUCGGCUACGCGCGCUGGACUCUCCCUCCUUCCCUGGCGAAUCGAGACGACGUAUGGCUGUCCGCACAAGUCGCCGAGCCUUCGGCUCAGGAGAAGGAAGAAUAUAGACGGAUGUUUGAUCUUGGAAGUGAUGAAAAGGGAAGAGUGAAGGGGAUGAAGAGCGAUGGGUUAUUGGAAUUUAGGGGUGAUCCGUUGGAGAAGGUUGAGGAGCGGGUGUUGAGGGAUGUUGUGGGGGGUGAGGAGGUGCUGACGCUGGAAUACCUCACCACCCAUCCUGACUACUGGAGACAAGGGGUGGGAAGUAUGCUCGUGCAGAGCGGAGUACGUGUUGCGGAUCAGUAUGGGAUGAAGACGUAUGUUAUGUCUGAGCCGGCAGGGUUAAAAGUGUAUUUGAAUCAUGGGUUUGAGGUUGUGGAUGAGAUUACUGUGGAGCCGUUGGUGAUCAUUUGUUGUGCCGUGUGCUGA
Aspergillus welwitschiae is the source of this 759-nucleotide messenger RNA. Its product is annotated as GNAT family N-acetyltransferase. NCBI's taxonomy places the organism in Eukaryota, Fungi, Ascomycota, Eurotiomycetes, Eurotiales, Aspergillaceae. The transcript is spliced from 3 exons. Gene Ontology annotation, molecular function: acyltransferase activity, transferring groups other than amino-acyl groups. The coding region runs from base 1 to 759 and encodes 252 amino acids. The record is from RefSeq and is a predicted model, not a curated record.